Cygnus olor (mute swan) is the source of this 1590-nucleotide messenger RNA. It is a transcript of the gene XKR8, whose product is annotated as XK related 8. The record is from RefSeq and is a predicted model, not a curated record. The transcript is spliced from 3 exons. Gene Ontology annotation, cellular component: plasma membrane. Gene Ontology annotation, biological process: apoptotic process involved in development; phosphatidylserine exposure on apoptotic cell surface; engulfment of apoptotic cell. Lineage: Eukaryota; Metazoa; Chordata; Aves; Anseriformes; Anatidae. The coding region runs from base 15 to 1244 and encodes 409 amino acids.
UGGCGGCCCCGGGCAUGGCGGCGCGGUGCCCGCCGCGGUUCGGGCCGCUGCAGCUGCUGCUGGCGGCAGCGGGGGCGGCGGCGGCGGCGCUGGACGUGUGCGCGGACGCCUGGGUGGCGGCGGGGUACGCGCGGGCCGGGCACCCCGGCUGGGCCGCGCUGGGGCUGACGCUGCUGGCCGCCGCCUCGGCCGCCACCCAGGCCUGCAGCUGGCUCUGGUUCCGCUCCGACCCGGACGCGCUGCGCCCCGAGCUGCCCCGCUGCCUGCUCGCCGCCCUCCACCUCCUCCAGCUCGGCUUCUUCUACAGGUGUCUCCACGCUCUGAAGGUGGGCUGGAAGGUGUGCUGGGCAAAGGCAGCGUCGGAGGAGGAGCAGAACCGCAUGGCCUUUCUCUCCCAUGACAUCAGCAUGCUGCGCCUCUUCGAGACCUUCCUGGAGAACACCCCGCAGCUCACCCUGCUCCUCUAUGUUAUCCUGCGGACGAACAAGGCAGAGCCAUCCCAGGGACUGGGGAUCUGCACUGCCUUCCUGUGUGUGACCUGGUCUCUGCUGGACUAUCACCAGUCCCUGCGCUCCUUCUUGCAGGACAAGUAUGAGCUGAGCCUGGGCUCCUCAGUUGUCUACUUCCUGUGGAACCUCUCCCUCACCUGCCCCCGCAUCCUCGUGGUCGCCCUCUUUGCCCUGCUGUGGCCCUACGGCGUCGCUGUUCACUUCCUGCUUGUGUGGCUGGCGAUGUUCCUCUGGGUCAGCUUGCAGGGCACGGACUUCAUGGGGUCGCCUGGCCCCGAGCAGCUCUACCGGGCCAUUGUGGCUGUGAUCCUGUACUUCAGCUGGUUCAACGUGGCUCCGGGGAGGACACUGUACCGCAGCAUCAUCUAUCAUGGCUUCAUCCUGGUGGACAGCACGCUGCUGGCCCUGUCCUGGCUCUUGUGCCGCUCCCCUUCGGACGAGCACUUGUACCUCAUCCCGGUGGUCUCUGCUGCCCUGCCCUGCUAUCUUCUGGGGCUGCUGCUGAGAGUCAGCUACUACAAGUGGCUGCACCCCAGCGCACAAGCCCAGCAGCAGGGCAGCUAUGAUGAGGUGGAUGCCAACAGGAGGACCGAUGGGCUGGAGUUUCGGACUGUCUUGGAGCCGGACCUUGUGAACAGGAGGAUGCAGUGGCUGGCCCAGCGCCAGUUCGUGGUACCUGUCCUGGCAGAGCAGCACUUGCUGAACGGGGCUGCUGCUGCUGAUGGUGCUGUCUGAGGCCGGGUCUUCCAGCUCCUCAGGAAGGAGUCCUGCCUCGUCAAGGUGGUCUGACUUGCUAGGGAGAUAGGUUUGCUAGUGCUCUUGGUUAUUCCUCUGUGUGCUCCAGGCUGCUGUUUUGGGCAGCUUGGUGCUACGUCCGGGAUGCUGGAGGGGCUGGGCCGAAAGCUGGGGAGAUCUGCGAGUGCCUGGCCAGUCCCACGGCACAAAGCAGGGCUCCCACUGCUGCACUGGAGGAGAGCCACGGUGCUCGGGGCAGAGGCCAGUACAUUGUGAAUGCACUGUGUGUCAACCUCUCUCAUUAUUUAUUAUUAGGCUUUUCAAAAAAACAAACAAAACAACUGUU